AUGGAGAGUGAUGUUCUGAGGAAGGUAUGGUGGGUGACUACUCUGAAGCUCUCCGAAGAUGUGAAUGAGACUGAAAUAAUUCAACUGAUGUCCGUCAAUGGAAGGAAGAUGUUGUGCCUUGCUGGGUCUGGCUUAUUUGUGACGAGAGCCCUGCACCAAGGAUACAAGACUCUGUUAAAAUGUCUAUCCGGAAAGUUCUGCAGUCGAGAGCUAAUUGGGAUUAUGGGUCCUUCAGGCGCUGGAAAGUCAACCUUCAUGAACAUUCUGGCAGGAUAUCGGAAAACCGGAAUGAAAGGCCAGAUCCUGGUGAAUGGGCAGCCUCGGGAUCUGCGAACUUUCAGGAAGAUGUCCUGUUACAUCAUGCAAGAUGACAUGCUUCUCCCACACCUCACUGUACUGGAAGCCAUGAUGGUAUCGGUCCACCUCAAGCUGAAGGAGAGAUUAGAAGUUAAAAAGGAGCUGGUAACUGAAAUCCUGACAGCACUGGGUCUCCUCGACUGCUCGGACACGCGGACUCUCUCUCUGUCUGGUGGACAGCGCAAGCGAUUGGCCAUUGCCCUGGAGCUUGUCAACAAUCCCCCCAUCAUGUUCUUUGACGAGCCGACCAGUGGGUUAGAUAGCGCUUCCUGUUUCCAGGUGGUAUCGCUGAUGAAGUCACUUGCUCAAGGUGGGAGGACCAUCAUCUGCACCAUCCAUCAACCCAGCGCUAAACUCUUCGAGAUGUUUGAUAAGUUGUUCAUUGUGAGUCAAGGGCAGUGCAUCUACAAAGGAAUAGUCCCCAGCCUCAUUCCAUACCUUAAAGGACUGGGCUUGCAUUGUCCAACCUAUCACAACCCUGCUGACUUCAUUAUUGAAGUUGCCUCGGGUGAAUACGGAGAUUUGAACCCUCUGCUGUUCAAGGCUGUUCAAGAUGGAAUGUGCACCAUGGCAGAAAAGAAGAACCCAUCCAAAGGGGGCGAUCCUUCAAGCUGGAAAUCCCAGAGCUUGACGGACGCAGGUCCCAUUGAGAGCUGCACUUUUGCAAUAAGCUCCUUUGUUCAGUUUUAUAUCCUCUUCAGAAGGACCUUCAUUUCCAUACUGCGAGACAUGGUUUUGACCCAUUUACGAUUCAUGUCUCACAUCUGCAUUGGAGUCCUCAUUGGUUUGCUGUACCUGAACAUUGGUGACGAAGCAGAGAAAGUAUUCAACAACACAGGAUGCCUCUUCUUCUCCAUGCUCUUCCUCAUGUUUGCAGCUCUGAUGCCGACUGUCUUGACCUUUCCACUGGAGAUGUCUGUUUUUCUGAGAGAACACCUCAACUACUGGUACAGCCUGAAGGCUUACUACUUGGCUAAAACUAUGGCGGAUGUUCCUUUUCAAGUAAUCUGUCCGAUUGUAUACUGCAGUAUUGUCUACUGGAUGACAUCCCAGCCUCCCGAGGCUUCACGCUUCCUCUUGUUUGCCAGUCUGGCCACAGCAACUGCAUUGGUGGCACAGUCACUUGGACUCCUGAUUGGAGCUGCAUCCACAUCUUUACAGGUUGCUACCUUUGUGGGUCCAGUCACUGCCAUUCCUGUGCUUCUAUUCUCGGGAUUUUUUGUUAGUUUUGACACCAUCCCCACCUACCUACAAUGGAGCUCCUACGUCUCUUAUGUAAGGUAUGGCUUUGAAGGUGUCAUCUUGUCAAUAUAUGGACUGGACAGAAAAAAUCUGACCUGCAAUACUGGGUUUUGCCCUUUUAAGGAACCAAAGAAAGUUCUGCAAGUGAUGGAUGUGCAGGACUCAAAACUUUACAUGGAUUUCAUCGUCCUUGGUAUUUUCUUCAUUAUCUUGCGUUUCUUGGCUUACCUUGUUCUUCGAUAUAAAGUCAAGUCCGAGAGAUAGAGAGAGAGCGCACUGCAGGUGAAUAUUCUGCAGCAUUCAGAAUAUUGUCUAUGAGCUGGAUUCAUUCUGCCGAACUUAUGUUUUGGAUGUGGCUGUAUUGAGCCCCUCAGCCAUGAAAUGGGCAUCAAAGCCAGAGUGAUUAUUACAAGACUGAAUCUCCAAAUGUCACGAUGGCUUGUGAUGGGCCUUUUGGUUUUAAAGAUCUUGUUUUUGCUGCUGCAGUUACUUUAUUGAAACUUGAUUAAUUCUUCCCCAUCCAGAGAACAAUUUAUCAAAAAAAAUACAACUUUUUGGAAGUUGUAAAUGAAAUAAUUCUGCAUGGGCUUUCUGCACACUGACAAUGCCGGGAUAUUACAUCCAAAAAGUUACAUGUGUUUCAAGAAAUCCUGUUUGUCAACUAUAGUUAUAUGUUCCUCUAAAGUAUAUGUUUUUUUAAAAUAAAUUUUGAUUUUCAA
This is a messenger RNA of Rhincodon typus (whale shark), 2318 nucleotides long. RefSeq names its product ATP-binding cassette, sub-family G (WHITE), member 4a (gene abcg4a). Gene Ontology annotation, cellular component: plasma membrane. The record is from RefSeq and is a predicted model, not a curated record. NCBI's taxonomy places the organism in Eukaryota, Metazoa, Chordata, Chondrichthyes, Orectolobiformes, Rhincodontidae. Gene Ontology annotation, molecular function: ATP binding; ABC-type transporter activity; ATP hydrolysis activity. The coding region runs from base 1 to 1863 and encodes 620 amino acids. The transcript is spliced from 14 exons.